Molecule: messenger RNA, 1170 nt
Organism: Metarhizium brunneum ARSEF 3297
Lineage: Eukaryota; Fungi; Ascomycota; Sordariomycetes; Hypocreales; Clavicipitaceae
Source: RefSeq, a predicted model, not a curated record
AUGGAUGAGGAGCAAGACAGCGAGGAUGUUGCCGUCAAGCACCUCAAAAAGCACAUCGAUACUCUGGGACCUGAAGUAUACGCCAUCCAUGUAUCGCCGGACGGUGAAUUGGUCUCCGUCUCAACCAACCCCAAAGACGACGAAGCGACGUGUGUGUACUACCCUCCGCUUGAGGCGAUUCAGCGACCCAACCAUGUCAAAACUGUGCUCCGUUCGCAUCUACUCGAGUUGGAUCGACUCACGCCCGAUGUCGACCUUGUUUCCUACAUGCCAUGCACCGACGCAACUGAGCCGACAAGAGCCGUCUUCAAGUACUACUUCCUCAUUCAGUUCCUCCACAGGUUGUGGCACGAGAUGAACAUGUGGAUGCGCCUCCCCACGCAUGCACACAUUGUCCCGUUUGGCCGACUUGUGCUGGACGAGCUACACGGCCGCGUCGUCGGCUUUACAAGUCUCUACAUUCCUGGCGGCACCAUACGUCAGAAUAAGGCGCGUGUAUUUGAGCUCGAGUGGCUCCGGCAGCUGACUUGCGUCGUCGACGACUUGAAUCUCAAGUACGGCAUCGCCCACCAGGAUGUCGCGCCGCGGAAUCUUGUCGUCGACCCCAAUACCAACGCCCUCAUGUUAUUCGACUUCAACUACAGUGCCCAGAUAGGCGGCAGUGGGUAUGCAGAGGGCCGGAACGAUGUCAAGGGAGUCAUAUUCACCCUCUACGAAAUCAUCACCCGCGACAUGCAUUUCCGAAACGUUCCAUUCUAUGAACAAGAUCCGGCCGACGUACAAGGGCUGGAGGAAUGGGUACAGCAUCCGGAUGUUAAACUCGAUCACCCUGUUUCGGAAUACCGCUCGGUAUUAAAUGAUUGGGUAGACAAACGACAGAAUGGAAGACAGGUUUCUCAUUAUACAGAAGCAUCCGACUAUAUUGACUGGCCAGAUUUCCCAGAGCCACCCCCAACGGACUUGGUAUUUUCAGAUGGCAAAGGGUAUUCUUAUACUAAAACAGCCGUCCUCCUAACUGGCAUGCGCCGUAAGAUGCGAGAGAAGGGCAUUGCCGUCCUCAAUUGGGAACGUCCUGCGCAGGCCAAGCUUGGGAACGGGGAUCAGGUACUUGCCAAUGGACAGUCUGUACCCAACCCGGAGUGUACAGGGUCGGGUGAACCAAACACCUAG